Molecule: messenger RNA, 4284 nt
Organism: Episyrphus balteatus (marmalade hoverfly)
Lineage: Eukaryota; Metazoa; Arthropoda; Insecta; Diptera; Syrphidae
Gene: Pu
Product: GTP cyclohydrolase 1
Exons: 5
Coding region: 212-1201 (329 amino acids)
Biological process (GO): tetrahydrofolate biosynthetic process; tetrahydrobiopterin biosynthetic process
Cellular component (GO): cytoplasm
Molecular function (GO): GTP cyclohydrolase I activity; GTP binding; zinc ion binding
Source: RefSeq, a predicted model, not a curated record
GUAACAAAUCUACAUUCGUGACGUUAAGACCGUCUCCUUAUAUGAAUAGUAGUGGUAGAUAACAAAAAAAAAAAAAAAAAAACUACAAUAUCAAAACACAUAAAUAGACUACUGUUUUAAUAUAUUUCAAUUUGUUUUCUUUCGAGCGUCAAAGCAGAGUGUUGCUGCCACACAAUUCUUCCUAUCACUAUAAAUCUAUAAAAAAGAAAAGAUGAAUCGACAAUUAUCUGAACUGAGUGCAAGUGAAUUAAAUGAAGCAAUUGAUGAUACUAACUUUCCACAGGCUCAUUUCUUAUCUCGCGGUAGAAAUAAUAGUGUUUGCUCGACAGGUAGCGCAUCGGGUUUAAAUGGUUUUGACAGCUCUCGCAGGACAUCUAAUAGCAGUGUUCCUGUUGUCCCCGAGAAAGAGAAGGAUGAAAACGUCGCUGAAAAAACCCUUGUUAAUGGAAAAGAAGCAAACUCAAACCAACCCAAGUUGAUGCUUAAGAUGAAUGGAACAGGCGGACAUAUUACCGAAAGUGAAAACGGCCUAAUAGCACCUAAGACCCCAACAACCCCAAGGACAUCCACCACACCAGGGCAUGAGAAAUGCACAUUUCAUCACGAUUUGGAACUUGAUCAUAAACCACCUACCCGUGAAGCUUUACUUCCUGAUAUGGCUCAAUCAUAUCGUCUUUUACUUGGAGGUCUUGGAGAAGAUCCAGAUCGGCAAGGAUUGAUCAAAACGCCUGAGCGUGCAGCAAAAGCGAUGCUCUUUUUUACAAAAGGUUAUGAUCAAUCACUCGAAGAUAUUUUAAAUGGUGCCGUAUUUGAUGAAGACCACGAUGAGAUGGUUGUUGUUAAAGAUAUUGAAAUGUUUUCAAUGUGUGAACAUCAUUUAGUGCCAUUUUAUGGAAAAGUUUCAAUUGGUUAUUUGCCAUGCAACAAAAUUCUUGGGCUAAGCAAGCUGGCAAGAAUCGUAGAAAUAUUCUCAAGGCGAUUACAAGUUCAAGAACGACUCACUAAGCAGAUUGCAGUGGCAGUUACGCAAGCAGUUCAGCCAGCAGGUGUUGCUGUUGUCGUGGAGGGAGUGCAUAUGUGCAUGGUAAUGAGAGGUGUACAAAAAAUCAACAGUAAAACCGUUACGUCUACUAUGUUGGGAGUUUUUCGAGAUGAUUCAAAAACAAGAGAGGAGUUCCUGAAUUUAGUGAACAGUAAAUAAUUUUAUGAAAUUUAAUAAAACGGGACAGCAAUGGUAGAUAAUAAAUCCAAGGAAACAUCAAUGAUUAUAGGAUACAAAAUAUUUUUCAAAGAGGUUUUUGUAUGAGGAGCUUAUUAUAUUAUUAAGUUGUCAUAAGAAAGCUAAAAUAAUUAUUUGAGGUGAUUGCUCAAAUAAUUAUAAACAUUAUAUAUCUGUAGUGUUUGGUAUAAACAUGAAAAGACUUCUUCUAUGAUACUUUUUGCCAAUAUUUAUAGAAUUUUCAAACAAUUAAACUAGAUGAAAGUGACAGUACACGGUUAAAAAUUCUGGAGUAUUUUUUAAUACAGCUCUUGUAUUAAAGCAAUUUCCAAUACAAAAAAUAUUACAUUUUAAUACUUCAAAAAUAUUUAAACUAUUUUAAAUCUUUUUUGUAUUAAAUUUCAAUAUUAAAGUAUUAAGUAUACUACUUGUAAUACAAAAAUUAUUAGAAAAUAAUCUCCGUGGGUUAAAUUCUAAUCUUGUAUUGAAUUUUAAUACCGCUGUAUUAGAUUUUAAUAUUUUUGUAUUAUAUUUGACUAUAUUGUAUUACAUUUUAAUAUAAUUAUAUUACAUUUAAAUAUAAUUGUAUUAAAAUAUAAUAAAAAUUUAUUAAAAACUAAUAUAAAAAGUAUUAAAUUGUAGUACGAGAAUAUUAAAUUUUAAUCAAACGUCAGCAGCUACAGUACACAUAAUAAGGUAAUAUAUUCCGAACGUUGUCACAAUUUGUUUGUCAAAAAUGGGAACAAUCUGACAGGUCGCCCUUUAAUUUUUAUAUUUCACAGUAAAUAGAAAAUUUGUUUUUUUUUUUUUUAAUUUAUAAAAUAUCAUUUGAAAAAAUUAUAAAUUAAAAAAUAACAAAUUUUCUUCGUGUUUUUUUCGCGGAAAAUGGUGAAUAAUUGUUAACAAAUUAGUGGUGUGCGUGGUUUUUCGUUUUUUGUGCGUUUUUCGUCGGUAAAUAAAAGAAAUAAGAUUUACGGUAGCUGACAUUGGUCGGCGAAUUGUUAUGUUUUUAUUUGUACUGUGGUCAGCAGUAGCCAUUUUAAAAAUGCAAAAAAUCCAUUGUUUGGGGUACCUUUUCUAAAAAAAAAAAUUAAAUUAAAAUUUGUAAAUUUGUACUAAUUUGAAGGCGCUUUGUGUUUUUUCGAGGCAAAGUGCAUACAUUGCAGAUGAAUUUUGAUCGGCAAUAAGAUUUUACAUGCCACAGUUUGUGAAACAAAUAAAAUAGAGACAAUAUUAUCACCAUUAUUAUAUUAGUUAUGAUUAAUAUUUAUUUUCAAUAAUGAAUUUAGGAAAAGAAUACAUAUUAUUGACUUUAAAUACAUUUGGUAUUGAAUUGAACUAUUUUUGUAUUAUCUUUUAAUCAAAUACUUAUUAGAAAUUAAUAUAAUAAGAUUAAAUUUUAAUAUGUAAUACAUGAAAUUUAAUACAUUUGGUAUUAAAUUCUAAUAUAAACUGUAUUAUUUUUUAAUAAAACUAUAUUAAAUUUUAAUACAUUUUCUAUUGACCAAAAAAUUUUAAUAUUUAUCAUGUAUUAAAUUCUAAUACAUUUCUGGUGUAGACCUAUAUGUAACCCAAAAAGUAUUGAAAAAUACUCCAGAAUUUUUAAUUGUGUAUUUAUUAAAUAUAAUACUUUCAAAAGUCGUUUUUCAAUAAUUUAAUAACUAUUUGAGAGUCUUAAAUAAAAAAAAAACCUUUUGGUAGUUAUCUUUUGAUACCAAACAUUACAAAUAUGUAAACAUACAUUUUACUCCAGUCAAAGCAUCGCCGUCAGAAAAAAGGGCCUAACCUUGCGCACAGAGGCACUGUCAGUUUUUAUUUCAUGGAUCGAUAGGGGUAUAUUUAAAAGGCUUAAACCCAAUUUCUCACCACCUGAUCAUUCUUUUAAGCGGAGUUAUUCACAAAAAUGCAUUUUUUGGGAUAUUUUACUUCUAAGCUUAUAUCUUUGCUCCAGAUUGUAGUAGACCAAAAAAUAAACAUACAUUCUCUUCCUUAUAAUAUUAAUUUCUCGGCUCCCGUGGGACGUAGAGAGCUAAUUAUUUUUUUUAAAUUGUAGAUAAAUUUAAAGGACUACAACAGUAUUAUAUUUUGUUAGCCAAUACUUGCACCGUUUACAAAAUAAUGAGGCAAGAGUUUGCUAAACAAAAAAACGUCUUUGACUUAAUAUUACUUAUUUUUUAUUUGUUUCAACAAAAAUAAUGUGCACCAAAUCGAUAGAAAAUGUUGUAACGAACAAUCAAUAGCUUUAUUUUUUGUCGUAGGACAUUCUGAAGCCGAGUUAUUCCCAAAAAACGAUAUUUUUGGGUGUUUUCGCACCGGUUUUGCAUGCGUUCAUUUAUCAAUUGCUCGGCCAUCUUUGGUGAUAAUGAGCUGUUUUUUCUGUAAAAUGCAGGACAUAAAUAGGGCUACAAAAUAUGUUAGAAAAAUGUCAAUAACUAUUUUUCGAAAUAAUGACAAAAAUGUGUUUUUAACAACAAGAAUUUGAAUUUAAAUGGCUGCCAUUUUCACUCACUCAAAUACAGUGACAUUACAUACAACGAUAGAAAAUAUUGUAAGGAAGAAAAUGUAUGUUUAUUUUUUGGUAUACGUAAAUCUUGAUCAAAGAUAUAAGCUUAGAAGUAAAAUAUCCCAAAAAAUGCAUUUUUGUGAAUAACUCCGCUUAAAAGAAUGAUCAGGUGGUGAGAAAUUAGGUUUAAGCCUUUUUAAUAUACCCCUAUCGAUCCAUGAAAUAAUAACUGACAAUGCCUCUGUGCGCAAGGUCAAAUGACGCUUUGACUGGAGUAUUUGCUUUAAGGUUUAUAAUUGUACAUUGUACAAUAUGUAAAAAAAAUGAAAACUAACUAUUGAUAAAUGUAUGAAUAUGGUUAAGGGUAAUGAUAUUAAUUUAGUGUACUCUGUUGCAGAUACCAUUCAACGUAUCUACAUAUGUUUAAACUAAACAAAAAUAUAGAAGACCAAUACUCAAACUGAAAGGAUCAAAUACGUUUAGGGAAUUUACAUACUUAAAAUAAUGAAUAUUUGUUACAAUCUUAAUAAAAUAAUAAUUAAUAAAUACAUACAUUUAACAA